Messenger RNA from Lindgomyces ingoldianus, 1044 nucleotides. RefSeq lists its product as uncharacterized. Bases 248 to 919 code for a protein of 223 amino acids. Lineage: Eukaryota; Fungi; Ascomycota; Dothideomycetes; Pleosporales; Lindgomycetaceae. Gene Ontology annotation, molecular function: protein binding. The transcript has a single exon. The record is from RefSeq and is a predicted model, not a curated record.
CACGACUGCAAGAAAUGCUCGCAUCUCUACGUCUUCAUUGCUAGAGCCAACCAUAAAGCCUCAGACGGCGGUCCACUAGCUUCUCCGUGCCAUUGCUGCGAUUGCGGGAAUAGUCAGUCAACUCAGUUCAGAUACCUACGCAGAGUUUGCUCCAUCCUGCGUCCCGCCUCUUGCUGUCACUUGUGCCAAGUUUUUUGGACCGCCUCUGCUGAGCCUCAAAGCUCUCUGAAGGAUCGAGAACACAGUAAUGGCUCCUCCACCACCGUCGAUCGAUUUGCUACUCAACCUCAUCGACACACGGCCAAAGGCUAUCCUCACAUCUCUGGCCCAAUAUCCACAUCUCGCUUCUGCAUCUGACUCACAUGGCUACUCGCUAGUGCAUGCUGCUGCGUCAUAUAAUCAGCUUGAAGUCCUCCGCGAGCUUGUUCAGAAGUACCAUGUCAACGUGAACUUGCUCGACGAGGACGGCGAGAGCCCCCUGUUCGCUGCGGAGAAUGCAGAAGUGGCAAGAUGUCUGGUCGAAGAGCUGGGGGCGGACUGGGAGAUGAGGAACUCCGAGGGAAGGACAGCUGAGGAGAAGAUGGUCGAGGAGGACGAGGCGCAUGAGGUUUGCCGGUAUCUAAACGGACUACGGGAUGGUGGUGGUCGAGUGAACAGCGGCGAGCUGCCAGCCAACCAAGCCCAUCCAUUGCCGCCGCCGCCUCCUAAUGGCGUGAAGAUCAACGUUGGGAUGAUGGAAGAAGCUGUUGCUGGAGAGACUCCAGACCCAGAAUUCAGGCGACGGAUCGAGGAACUUGCAUCGCGUGAAGAUUUUCAGGGCGAGGAAGGUCAGAGACAACUGAGAGAGUUGGUGACUGAAGCUGUGACGGGGUUGGGAACGGACCAGACGGGCCGCAGUGUGAGGAGGAGAAUGGAAUGAGACCCCUGAUGAGCACCAAUUCUUGGCAUUAAGACUGACGCGUAACCGCAAUGCGAGUGUGGGGAGGCUGGAACAAAGAAGUUUAGACGGAUGAUUAAUGGGCCAAGCUUUCAUGCAUUCAGUUC